Molecule: messenger RNA, 3432 nt
Organism: Chelmon rostratus (copperband butterflyfish)
Lineage: Eukaryota; Metazoa; Chordata; Actinopteri; Chaetodontiformes; Chaetodontidae
Gene: bace1
Product: beta-secretase 1
Exons: 9
Coding region: 509-2086 (525 amino acids)
Biological process (GO): amyloid-beta metabolic process; membrane protein ectodomain proteolysis
Cellular component (GO): endosome; membrane; trans-Golgi network
Molecular function (GO): aspartic-type endopeptidase activity
Source: RefSeq, a predicted model, not a curated record
AACAGUAUGAACGGGUCGGGAAAGCUGAAGGAUGCGGAUUACGGUAGCCCGCCGGCCAGCCUGUCUACCAACGAUGGACUCGUUCCUUUAAAACAAGGAUGUACGGAGGAAACGACACAGACCUGCGGUUUGUUGAUACACUGAACACGCAGGGACAGCCUGUAAUUUACCCGUCGCCUCAAAUCGUCUGUGACACUGAGGGUUGCCUGGUUUAAAUGUGAGGGUAAUUUGAUGUCCACCGAAUGCUAAUUUGUCAUAGCCUACAUGUUACCUUGUCGUGGUGUUAAAUUGGCUUCGUCCGUGCCAUUGAACGUUGAGCAAACCGGAGAAAAAAGGACCUCGACCCUCUUCAAAUUUGUGGUUCAACUGCCAUCAUGGUUUUAGCCGUCAUUUUAGCAUCAUCGCCUGCUGAUAUCUUCCCCUGUGUCACCGCAGACUGGAUGUCAAACUGAGCGGAGCGGAGUCAGAGCUAAACAUACCAGAAAAUACAACUUCACCUAGUUUCAACAUGGAGGCGUCGCCGUUGCAGCCUCGCUGGCUGACAGGUCUGUUCGUGUGGACGACGUUGUGUCUGAUCAGCAGCGGUCAAUCCGCGCCGGACGCCUCGGGCCUGCCUCUAGCCAUCCGCGUGCCACUGCGGCAAGGCGCUCGCGCUGAACCGCCGCCGCAGCUGCCACCUGCCGCAGUCGUGCACCGCGAGCGCGGCAAGACGGGCAAGUACGGUGCGCGAAGGCGGAGAGGAGCGGCAGCGGGCGGUAUCAGCUUCGUGGACAUGAUCGAUAACCUGCGUGGCAAGUCUGGUCAGGGGUACUACAUGGAAAUGGCCGUGGGCUCCCCCCCGCAGAAGUUGAACAUCCUGGUGGACACAGGAAGCAGUAACUUUGCUGUCGGGGCAGCCGCUCAUCCCUUCCUGCGUAGAUACUACCAUCGCUCACUCUCCAGCUCAUACUGUGACCAGGGGAGGAGUGUGUAUGUUCCCUACACCCAGGGUCGCUGGGAAGGGGAGCUGGGCACCGACCUGGUCUCUGUCCCCCACGGCCCUAACGCCACGCUGCGCGCCAACAUCGCUGCAAUCACCCAGUCAGAUCGCUUCUUUAUCAAUGGAUCCAACUGGGAGGGAAUCCUGGGACUGGCCUAUGCUGAUAUAGCCCGGCCUGACGAGACAUUGGAGCCUUUCUUUGACUCUCUGGUUCGCCAGACUCCUGUCCCCAACCUCUUCUCUCUCCAGUUGUGUGGAGCUGGCUUCACCCAGAACUACUCCCUGGGUAGCGCUACUGUCGGCGGCAGCAUGAUCAUUGGAGGAGUGGACCCAUCACUCUACGUGGGAGAGCUUUGGUACACUCCCAUCCGCAGGGAGUGGUACUAUGAGGUCAUUAUCGUUCGAAUUGAGGUGAAUGGACAGGACCUCAACAUGGACUGCAAAGAGUACAACUAUGAUAAGAGCAUUGUGGACAGCGGCACCACCAACCUUCGACUGCCUAGAAAAGUCUUCCAGGCUGCAGUUAAGGCUAUUGAAGCAGCCUCUUCGACAGAGCACUUUCCCGCUGUGUUCUGGUUGGGAGAGGAGCUGGUAUGUUGGCCGGCGGGCACAACACCCUGGCACAUCUUCCCAGUCAUCUCCCUCUACCUGAUGAGUGAAAACCACAACCAGUCCUUCAGAAUCUCCAUCCUGCCACAGCAAUACCUGCGGCCCGUAGAGGAUGUGCCCUCUGCCGAGGACUGCUAUAAGUUUGCCGUGUCCCAGUCCAGCACUGGAACAGUGAUGGGUGCUGUCAUCAUGGAAGGCUUCUAUGUGGUCUUCGACCGGGAAAAGAAACGCAUCGGCUUUGCAGUUAGCACCUGUCAUGUGCAUGAUGAAUUCCGCACAGCCUCUGUGAAAGGCCCGUUCCAUGGUGUCAACCUGGAGGACUGCGGCUACAACAUCCCUCAGACGGACGAGUCCACGCUGAUGACCAUUGCCUACAUAAUGGCAGGAAUAUGCGCUCUCUUCAUGCUGCCGCUGUGUCUCAUGGUGUGCCAGUGGCGCUUCGCCCGCUGCCUCCACCCACACGGGGACUUUGCUGAUGACAUUUCGCUCCUUAAGUGAUGGGGAGGGGACAAAAGGAGUCGUAGAGACCUACAUUUGAAACGUGGGACAUGCUGGAUGGAUGGAUUGUGGUUAAAGGGAUGUACAUUGUUACAAAAUGUUGGUGCUGUUUAAAGAGCGCUUUGAGAAGGUUCUUCAGGAAUAUAAUAUAUAUAGAAAAUGCUGCCAUACAGCGAAAACACAGUCAACAGUGCUGCCCUCAAAUUGGAGAGCACUUGAGGAUAACUAGAGCCAUUACUAACCUGGAGAACAAGUGAAAGUUGGUGUCCUCAGCGUCAACUUUGCCUGUUUGAGCAACCUAUGCAGAUCAGCAUGGCUAGAGGAACUGAUGUGGGAAAACAAACAAACAAAAAAAUAAUCUGCUCUCUCUUAUAGUGUAUAAAUAGACCACAGAUAUGGAUUUGAUUUGGAAUUUUAAAAGAUUUGUCUCUUAACUUUGUAGAGCGCCACACAAAGGAAACAAAACAAAUUACAAACACGGCUAAAUGAACAAACUCAAGAGCUGGAUGUGACAAAAAGAUGGGAAUCCAUCAUAUAGUCGGACGUGGUUUGCUAUGGUAUGAUUUGAACAAAUGAGCGCAUGGUUACAUGUGUGUUUGUUUAUAGAUCUACUGUUUGUGGCUUACGAGUGAAUGGGACAAGGUUGAUAUGUGUGAGCAUGCCUGUAUGUGUGCACAGCUGUACUGUAAGUGAAGAGUAAUAAGCAAGAUGUAAUGAAAAUGAUACUACUGAGUGUGAAUAGCAUCUAUGAAAUGACACUAUUUUGCAAAUGCCAGCAAAGAAUCCUGCAAUGCAAAUUAAGUAAGCAUAAAGAGGCUAAUUUGAUGAAAUAUCAGAUUGUAACAGCAUUUACUGCAUAAAAUCAGUUUUGCUUUGUGUAAAACUGAGACUACUGAACACAGUCAAUAUCAGAUGUCACUUUUUCUUCCUAUAUUGAUUGAUAGCUUAAAUAUAUCUAUUGUACACAAAAUUUGUGCAUUCCAGAUCCUCUACUUGCACAGGUAUACACACACACAGAGAGACACACAUACACAGACACACAGAUUACACAUUGCUUAUCCUCCUGCAGCACCAUAUGAUGAUUUGCACAUGUAACAACACAUUACAUGUUAACAAUGCAAGACUAAAUAGGGCUUCUUUGGCAGACACAGAAACAGCCUAACUCACCACAUCUUCCAAUGGGGACCAUUUAUGCUUGGACAAGGAAACCAGCCCAAAGUAUAUUACACACUAAAGAACACUAUGUACUGUAUGUCUACAAGGGGCAGUUUCUAUUGUCUCUCGGCAAGCUGUAAAUAGAUAAACUCAGAACUGUAUAUUUAUCUGUCAGGCGCUGGCAGCACUGU